AUGGGCACAACCUCAACAACCAACACCAUGUGUGGAAGCUACUACGGAAACUCUUAUGGAGGCUGCGGCUAUGGAGGCUGCGGCUAUGGAGGCUGCGGCUACGGAGGCUGUGGCUAUGGAGGCUGCGGCUAUGGAGGCUGUGGGUACAGAGGCUGUGGCUAUGGAGGCUGCGGCUAUAGAGGCUGCGGCUAUGGAGGCCUGGGCUGUGGCUAUGGCUCCUGCUAUGGCUGUGGCUUUCACAGACUAGGCUGUGGCUAUGGCUUUGGUUCUGGCUGUGGCUAUUACUACUGA
Puma concolor (puma) is the source of this 291-nucleotide messenger RNA. The record is from RefSeq and is a predicted model, not a curated record. Lineage: Eukaryota; Metazoa; Chordata; Mammalia; Carnivora; Felidae.